Closterium sp. Yama58-4 is the source of this 2619-nucleotide messenger RNA. The record is from the annotation of a GenBank genome assembly. Lineage: Eukaryota; Viridiplantae; Streptophyta; Zygnematophyceae; Desmidiales; Closteriaceae.
AUGAUGCGACUUUUCGGCGACCCAGAUCUUUCGCAAAAAACGUCGCGUGAAGCAGUCGCAGGGAGCUUCCCGGGAGAGAAGCGUGCUGUGCUGGGCGAUAAGCAGAUCAUCCAAGCGGCUUCGCUGCAGACCGUAGAGCUUGAACGCGCGGAGAACCAGCUGCGCAAGCAGUGGCAACGGGGGAUCUCGGGAGAAAAGGCGGAGAAACGAGCGCGCGGAACCAGCGGCGGAGGGGGAAACCGCCAUGGCAGGACUGGGAGCGGCGGGGACGACGCGGGAGGAUCGGGAGGAGAGGGGAAGGGGAGAAAGACAGGCCGUCCGAUUAACGGCAUGCUGCGGCCUGUUCAGGGCGGCGAUUUCUUGGACGUGGCGCUCCUUGCAGGGCUGGCGACGCGGGCUCGACGGGAGGCAGCCAGGCUACAGGAGGAGAUGACACGUGUCCUCCGUGACGUGGAGAAAGCGCGCGAAGAGAGCGCGCGCAUGGGGGAACGCGCCGCGGCGGCGCUCGAAGACGCGGCGGACGCGAUCGAAGCAGCGGCUAGGGUUGCGAUUCGGAAUGGCGGGAAAAAGGGGCGGUCCGGAGGAGGCGACGCAGGAGGGAAGGGGGGGAAAGGGGGAGCGCGGGCGACGGAAAUGGCAUUAGGCGGCUGGUGGGGGGACGGAGGAGUAAGGCUAAUUAAGGUCAAAGUGCCGGAUCGACACGCGGGGGGUUGCCUGGAUGAAAAGAGCGGCUCGGGAAGAAGUUUGAAGCUGUAUGUUGCGCAAUCCGACGCGGAAGAUGCGGGGGAGGCGGAGUUGGUCGGGGAGGAUGACGUGUCGGACGAUGGUUGGGCCGCGCUUUCGCUUGAUGGCGACUCGGGGAGUGAAGGUAAGGGGGAUAUUUUAGGAACUAAGAGAUUAAAGUCGCGUGUGUUAGGGUUGUAUGGCAUGCGUCCCGGAGAUGGUCGCGGAGGGGCGGCGCGGGACGGCUCGGAUGGUGAGAGGAUGGAGGAGGAAGAGGGGGAGGAGGAGGAGGAAGAGGACGAGGAAGAAGAGGAGGAGGAGGAGGAAGAGGAGGAGGGAGAGGAAGAGGAGGAGGAAGAGGACGAAGAUAGGGAGACGAGGUUCAGAGGCUUUAUCCCGUUAGGGCAUAAUAGGGAGCAGGAGAAACAGCAGCAGCAGCAACAGCAGCAGCAGCAGCAGCAGCAGCAGCAGCAGCAGCAGCAGCAGCAGCACCAGCACGAGCACCACCACCACCAGCAGCAGCAGCCGCCACAGCACGAGCAGCAACAGCAGCAGCAGCCGCCGCCAGUAUUCGCGACAAUCUUCCCGCGCAUUGAAAAGCCCCGUCGCCCCAGCCCCCUAGGCCGCAGCGCUACAGCCGGGAAUUCCUCCGCAGCAGAAGCGGCCCUCUUCGCGGCCGCAGCAGCAGUCACGGGCGCGUCAGGCCACGCUGCUGCUACAACCGCCGCCGCUACAGCCCGCCUGGAAGCUCGAGCAGGAGGAGCAGGAGCAGGAGGAGGAGGAGGAGGAGGAGGAGGAGGAGGAGGAGGAGGAGGAGGAGGAGGAGGAGGAGGAGGAGGAGGAGGAGGAGGAGGAGGAGGAGGAGGAGGAGGAGGAGGAGGAGGAGGAGGAGGAGGAGGAGGAGGAGUUGGAGGGGCAGCAGCAGCAGAAGCAGGGGCGACGUUUCAUGUUCCCACCCCUCCCCCACGCUCCCAGCUGCCAGCCAAUCGGUCCCCUGCCCAACGCCUAGCCGCCUCUGCUCUCGUCCGCCACGCCUCAGUAGACCUCUCAGCCCUGCGGGGCGGAUCCGGGGGAGGCUUUACCUGGGGCAGCGCCAACCCUAGAUUCGCUGUAGACAGACUCAACAUGCUAGGGACGUCCCUAGGUCCCACCUCCCCCGGAUCACCCUCCCCUGGUUCCCCCUCUUCCCGCUCCCAUCACUCCCUCGCGCCGAACCUCCGCCCGCAGGUGCCGUGGCUGCCGGCCACCGACCCUGAGCUGGCGAACCUGCCGGUUCGGAGGUUCGGUUCGGGGAUUCCGGGCCGGGGGGCAGGUUCGGUGACGAUGAGUGAAGCGGAGCUGACAGCGUUUGUGAAGGGGACCCCUCCUAGUGGGCUGGGGAGGACGCUUAGUGGGAUUGUGGGGGUUACCAGUCGCAGUGGUGGUGGUGGGGGUGGGGGUGGUGGUGCUGGCAGUGGUGCUGGCAGUGGUGCUGGUGCUGGUGGUGGGGGUGGUAUAGGUGCCAGUCCACUUGGAGGUGGGGGUGCUGGUGCUGCUGGUGGUGGCGGUGCUGCUGGUGGUACGAAUAUUCACAGCCUAGGGGAAGGGGUGCCUCGUCUCAUGUCGUCCAUUCUUAUGGAGGAAGGCGGGGCUUCUGCUGCUGCUGCUAGGGGCGGCACUCACCUGGGCGGCAGUCCCCUAGGGAUUGCCCGUACUGCAUCACUUUCGCCGCCCAAUUCUGGGGGGAGGGAGGUGGAGGGGGAGGCGGAGGAGGAGGCGGGGGAGGGGGAGGAGGAGGAGGAGGGGGAGCAGCAGGAGGAGCAGGAGGUUCAGGGGGAGGGGCGGGAGGGGCAGGAGGUGGGGGAGGAGGAGGAGGGGGAGGAGGAGCAUGGGCAGGAGGAUGGGAAGGAAUCGUAG